AUGGCUUCGGAAAAGGCAGAUUUACUUUUCUUUGACACCUUCUCACAUGAUGCAAGCGAGGAACUAAAUUUGGAUCUUGUACAAUUUCCUAAAUCAGUUUUUGUAACUGAAAUUAGGAUAAUUCCAUUAGGCGCUCGUGUCGAAGGAGAUUUUCCAGGAGGUGUAAGGCUAGGCGCUACUAAUCCUACAAAAUUUCAUAUAGACUUCUUUGUCAAUGACCUAAGCAAACCUGGUGCAUGUACAUUUGAGGCGCUAGGGAGUUUUGAUUACUGUCAAAAUGGCCAGAUACAUAUGGAAUGCAGUACUGACACUGAGCAACCAAAAAUACCAACAGAUGGACUUGUUUUGAGAGGCUGCUAUACUACAAUAACUUUAGCAGUUUAUGGCAACUUGACGCAAGUUUUACCAGAGACACCUGUAACUGGUAAUGUCCCUCCAAACAUACAGAGACCAGUUAGUCAAGAAGUAGCCGCACUCCCACCCAAUGUACCACAAUCUUCAGACUGGAAUCAAGAUGGCUCUAAUCCUAUUCCAUCAUAUACUGGCAAUGUAGCUACUGCUAACCCAGAAGGUUAUGAGGCCAAUGCAUAUGAUGAAAACUAUGACAACCCCAUGUUUAGAAAUGACUACUAUGAUGCUGAACCUCCAAAAGAUCCCAGGACUUAUCAUCAUUUAGAGGAAAAUGAGUGGGACAAAGAUAGACGUGAUGUUAGUUCUGAAAGAGACCCAGAUCGAAGCAGACACAGUCCUCGUCCUUUGGAGCUGGAUAGAGAGAGGAGUGAUGGCAGAAGCAGAAAACGUUCCUUAGACAGGGGUAGAAGCCGUGAAGCUUCGAGACAUAGAGAUCGUAGCCGCGAGAUUGACAGAGAUAGAAUUGAACGAUUAUCAAGGUCUAGGAGUCAUGAUAGGGAGUACAUAAUGAAAGAUUAUCGCAUGAGCCGCUCUCGUUCGAGGAGUAUUGACCGGGAUUGGGACCAUGGUGCAUACAAAAAAGAUGACUAUAGACGACGCGGCCCAUCUUAUGAGAGAUCUCGAGGAGGUUCCUAUGAACGGUCUCCAUAUGACAAAAGAGCACCCUCUUAUGAGCGCAAAGCUCCUUAUGAUAAAGCUGGUGCAUAUGAAAAACGUAUGUCACCAUAUGAUAAACGUAGUUCGUCUUAUGAACGUCGCGGUUCCCCGCCUUACAGCAAACGACAUUCACCAUAUCGGAUGCGAACAUCAAGCUAUGGUAGUAGAUCGCCAAGUAGAGAUGAUACGAGGAAAAGACCGAGAACACCACCUGGAGGUAGACCUUUGUCGCCUAGAGAAGGAGAAGGCAGUCCCAAUAACUCAUUGAGAUCUGGAGAUGGUGAAUAUGAUAGAAAUGGGAAGCAAAUUCCUCGGGUUGACUUUUACCACCAAAACUAUAGACAUAAAGCCUCAAUCCGAAGCCCAUCUCAGGAGGCAGAAAGUACCUAUACUGAACCGCAGCAUUCAAGUCUUGUGACAGUGCCUAUUGUGGAUAAUGCAACAUCAAAGACAAUAGAAUCACCUAUAGGUAACACAGAAGACAAAUCUAUGGAGGCAGAACAAUUUGAACCAAUUCUAUCAGAUGAAGACAUUUGUGAUGAUUUAGAGGGAUCAUCUUAUAUGGAUGUUGAAUAUGAUGUCAAUGAAUAUGAUGGUGUUGAAGACAUAAUCAAAUAUUAUAAUCCCUUCAAGGAUGAAUGGAAGAAAUAUCAAUAUGUUAACAAAAUAUAUAUGGUUGCCGAUAAAGGUAAUGAUUCAAAAGAUGUAAAAUCCGCUACUUUCAAGGAGUUGUGUGAGGUAAAUGUUGAUCUGUUCAAAAUAUCCGAAAUCACACAAUCUAUUAAAAAACGAGAUCAGAAAUUCUUUUCGAGCACUUUUCAAGAUAUAGAUAAUUCCUCCAGAGAAGAAUGGGUGCACUUGUGCGAACAAUUGUUGGUGUCUCUUACAAACCUUUGCAAAAAUACAGAUAUAAUUCUUCGUAUUUUUCGAUCUUUUGGAAGAUCGGAUGCCAAUGAUGAAUUUGCUGAUAUUUACAUUGUAUUAGUUACUUUUUGUAAGAUCGGUCUAAACUUUGAAUUGUCGCUAGCCCAACAACAACCUACAUAUAAAAUUAGACAUAUGAAAUGUGGAAUUCGCUUAGCUGAAGCUCUGAUGGGUCACAAACAUAAUGGUCAAGUGAUGAAAGUAUUGUUAAGUACUGGCAUUGACAUUCCAAUGUCGCUACUUGAAAUGUAUAGCAAGGAAUACAUGGCCCUUAGCAUUCGUUUAAUGAUAUUAAAAUCAUUGAAUGCAUGUUUGUCUUCUAAGAUCUCUGUAGAUCAUUUUAUGCAAGAAACUGUAUUUCCACAGUUUAACAAAAAUGAAAAUGAUAGAAGAGCAAUGAACGGCUACCAAGCACUUAUAGCCAUAAUGGAAAAGAAUCCCCUUGCUAGACUGAAGUUUUCCAUCAGCGCUUUGAUAAAGAAACUUAAUAUUUACGAAGUAUUAGGAAAGUUGCACGAAUUGGUCCUGCAAUUGGACUCAAAAAAUAUUGAUAAUCAAAAUGAUGUUGAUCUACCUGAAUCCGAUAUAGAUUUUGUUAUACAUUCACUUGAGGAAAUUUUGUAUAUGUAUAGAACUCAAUGCUUCCAUUUGUCACAACCGAAAAGAUUUCUACCAGUAUCGGCUCAGUUUGAAAUAAACAAAGAAGGUUCUAACGAGACUCUGCUGGAAUUUUUCAAUAUUCAUCGCUUUUUGGAAGGUUGCUUAUUUUUAUUAACAUGUCCGGCAACUUGCAUUAACUUAAUGAUAACAUGUCGAAUCCACGAUUUGCUAUACGAAAUGGUCAAUUCGUACAACGGUUUGAUGUAUCUAUACGAAAACAUGGCGGUGAGCGAAAUGUUCUUCAAAAUUCUUACGCAACCGUACAGCCAGCAAAACAAUGAAGAGACCUCUUAUCCGCAUGACUCUAAUUUGAGUAAUUACAGUGAAUUACAAACCCUAGGUCUUGAACUCGCUUAUCGCCUCAAAGCACUUUAUUAUUUGGAGUCCAUAGCUGAUAUUCAAACGGGCAAACCUGAUGAUAAUGAAUUAAUCGAUAGACUCCAGAAUUUGUACUGCCUCAGUUUCGGGAGCAUCGGUAAAACAGCAGUUCCAGAAGUAAUUGUAAUGGGCGACAAUGCUGAUUGUUUAAUGGUGGUGUUUGAAUACAGUACGAAAAAUAAAAACAAAAGUGAGUCGCCAAUUAAACAAAAAUCACCCGCAAAAGGUUAUGCUAUUGAGCUCAUUGUAUCUGCGAUCCGUUAUUCAGCGAAUGUGCCAUUUUUAAAGAAAUAUGGACAGCGGCUUAUGAAUGUUUCCAAGGAAAACGAUAGAUUCGAGCCGAGCGUGUCUAGUGUUCUUCAAGAAGCUUUACCUUAUUUGAAGCCAUUAGAGAAACCAGGCGUCUUAGCAGGUGAAGAUCUAGCAGAAUGCGUGGAGAUACUAAAAAGUAGUCUAGAACAUUCUUCAGACUUGCCCGGCGAGCUCAUGACCUGUUUGAGAAUCUUACGGUAUUUCUGCGUGUCGGAUUGUGAUACAAAGGCUAAUAUUAUAUGUGAAUCACCAACAGAGGAAUACGUUGAACUGAAAUAUAAGUACAAUGUUUUGCAACUAUUUUCUUUAGACGGUGUAGCCCACAUUGCAGGGAUAUUGGACAGGCUGGCAACACAUUUUGACCAACCGAGCAUGCACACAUCUUUCUUUGCCUCCAUAAAAGGCUUACAAUUGGCUCAGAUUCUUGUCCCAUGUUUGCGGUUGCUGGAUGAAAUGUUGGCCCGUGUUGUACGCUGCAGGGGUCCAAGGUUUAGAGAUUUAACUGCUGCGUCUAUUCUAUUAAAAACUUACGGACUCGCUAAAACAUUUCCGGUGGGAUGUAUCGGGUAUCGAACAGCAGCAAAGGCGGCUGAAGCGUCAGUCAGGGCGUUGCUUGCUUACGCACAACCUAUCGCAGACGACGGCAAAGAUGGAGAUUCAAUCAGACGCGGGCCGUGGACGUCCUUAUGUUCAGAAGUGAUUGCAUACACCAUGACGGCUCCGUACACGUUUGUCCCCGGUUUAUUAAUCUUCUCGGAGCUGUUACCUCUACCACUGCCCAUACAGACCAAAACUCAACCAUCAGAAAGAGAAUUAGCGGACGCAUCUAACGAGAGACGUUUGUGGUCUGCUCAUCUUCACGCCCUCACCAACGAGUUAACGGAUAUGAUACAAAUUAUUUGCAUGUCCACAUACCGUCCCGUGGUUCACAUGCUCCGUCGUGUUUGCAUCCAAAUUGCAGAUUUAGCGCCAAACACCGCUGCGACAGUGGCGAAAGCGGCAGUGGGAGCUGUGAUCCGCGAAAUGAAAGAAAGCGAGCCGGCUUCGUCCAGUAUGGCCAGAGUUUUAGGAUUCUUAGCUUGUCUCGUAUCACACGCCCCAGUUAAAUGUGCGGUUAUCCAUGGAAUGAGUAAUGGUCCAAAGGCCAACGAACUUCAGACGGUUCUUUGCGGUGUACUGAGUGUGUCCAACGCAGCAAACGAUCACAUAGCUGCCCAAGAAUAUGCCGCUCACACAUUAGCCGCUUUGUGCGAUGCCGAAGUUACCUUAACUCCAUUGAGCGGAGCCACCGAGUCUGUCUUGGCUAAUUCCUUGCCCAAUAAGGAGACUUUGAGCGUAUUACUUGACGCUACGGCGGAUUGUCUGGGGUCGGGCACUAGGACGUGCUCUGUGGCGUCUUCGAUAUUGCGUGCGUAUUAUGUGCUGACGGAACAUGACUAUGGCUUUCAACAGUUCAGAAAAUUCGUGACGAGGCAGCGCACCCAAUUGGGGAAGUUCUUCAGAUGGGUAGUGGAGGGCCCUAGCGAAGACAAGGUGGAAUGUUUGAAUCUUUACAUGGAUAUGAUGAAAGUGUUAAAGAGCGAAGAAGGAGUGGGGGGUUUGGGGAGGAAAGGAGUAUUAUCUGUGAAUGAAGUUGCCGAUAUGGUUGACUUCACGAGUGGCGCGGAAGAGCACCCAGUGCUUUCUUUAGAAAAAACCCUAAAAGAAAGAAACGCUGAUGAUGAAACUGUUUCAAAUGCAACCUUCUUGAUCACCACUCUGCAAAAGAAGUCAAGCGAAGAGGCAACGGCAGCAACGGAGUCAGCUGACUUGGCUUUGCCCACUCCUGAGUCGUUGGUUACGCAAUUCGCUGCCCGCCAAGUGUACACGAUUGGCGAUUCUACUGACGAACGCCUGACUUGUAGUUAUUGGCUAAAUGUCCCCUUGCCGAGCGGCGACGAAGACAUUAAUGACAAUGAAUUAGUGUCAUGUGACGUAUUGGAGAUCGCGAACACCUUCCUGUCGGGCGCUUGCGGUGGCGAAGCCCUGCUUUGCGCUGUUCGCAGACUCGCCGGUUGCCUGGAGACUCGCACGGAAGCUCUACCCUGCGACGACAAGAGACCAGCAGUUGCGUUAAGCCGUGUAAGGGGUGAAGGCGGCGCAGAUGCGUUCCGGUCUCGACCGCCGAACACCUCUCGUCCGCCAUCCCUCCAUGUCGACGAUUUCACUGCCCUGCAUCAGCCGUACGCGUCUAACAAUAGGGGGAUCCGACGCGGUGGCGCAGCCCCCGACCGAGGCAGAUUCGCCAGUGCGACCCCACAUCAACAUUACAGGCAACUACGCGGUCGAGGUGCGUGGGAGAUGGGUGCCCAACAUUUCGGACAUUUUCCACCUGCACAAUAUAUGAUAGGUGGCAUGGGUUGGGGCGGCGGACGCAUGCAACGUGGUCCAAGACAUCGAUCCUUUAUGAGAUGA
Messenger RNA from Leptosia nina, 5796 nucleotides. The record is from the annotation of a GenBank genome assembly. Lineage: Eukaryota; Metazoa; Arthropoda; Insecta; Lepidoptera; Pieridae.